Messenger RNA from Penicillium nucicola, 1071 nucleotides. RefSeq lists its product as uncharacterized. The coding region runs from base 1 to 1071 and encodes 356 amino acids. Lineage: Eukaryota; Fungi; Ascomycota; Eurotiomycetes; Eurotiales; Aspergillaceae. The record is from RefSeq and is a predicted model, not a curated record. The transcript has 2 exons.
AUGGAUCUCUUCAGUGGAGUAGCUUCGGUAUUUGCGGUUUGCGGUCAACUGGAAGCAUGCAUCAAAGGCCUUCGUCAAUUAUACAAUACUUUGAAGUUCGCGAAACGGGACGUGCGACAGCUGAUGGAGGAGGUUUAUAUUUGUCAAGGUCUUUUUGGUAUCUUUAACGAUGUCACACGCCCUCUGGGCAGCGGAGUGAUGAAAUUGGCUCGCGAGAAAAAUCUUGAUGAAGCAUUGCAGACCCAGGCCACUUCAGCUCUUGAGCAAAUCAAUCACAUCAUGACCAAGUUCAAGCCGCUCAUGAAGGGUAACAGCCCUAGCUCAUUUAAUGAACUGUUAGCAAAGGUUCGGUGGCAUUUUACGAAGCAGGAGAUCCAAGCCUUAAUGAUCACAUUUGGUACUGUGAAGCACAGUCUUGGCUUGCUUUCUUGUCUCUUGGCACUGGAAAGCUCUCUCGCGAGAUUUUUACAACAGUCAACAGCGAAUGACAACCAUGAUUUGCUUCUUAGUCAAAUAGCCGCAUUAGAAAAGAUGGUUCAUCGCCAGAACAAGUCUUUGAAGAAACUGGCCAAGACAAUGAAUGAUAAAAUUCAAAAUAUCCACGAGUCGCCGCUGGUAUCCAACACAGAAUCGAUGAUAUUCAUCAUCAAACAGAUCCAGAAAGUGCCCGUCGCUGGGGCACGAGCGGUUAUCGCUCGGGAAAGGCGAGAUAAUUCUUCACGUGCUAUGACCCCACCACCAAGGGCCAGCGAUUCCAUAAGCAUGCAAAAUCCAAGGAACAUAAUACAAGGCAAUACGGGAUUACCUUCUGGUAGUCGUUUGCCUAGCGUGAUACCAUCGCCACACAGCCAAGACACAUCAUAUCAGGCGGUUGUGACUGUGUCUCGCGAGCGUCAAAGGACGCGCGAUUAUGGAGAUGGCAAUAGAGAACAUUAUGAAGGCGACUCAUCUUCAUCUUCCAUCCGGAAUAGCAGGCAUAAUCACAUGUUAUUCGUUCCCAACCCACCUUUCACUCAAGCGGAUUGGGACAGGAGGAAUCGAAACAAGAGUGACCCUGGAAAGAUUUCGUAA